This is a messenger RNA of Zeugodacus cucurbitae (melon fly), 630 nucleotides long. RefSeq lists its product as uncharacterized. The record is from RefSeq and is a predicted model, not a curated record. Bases 1 to 630 code for a protein of 209 amino acids. The transcript is spliced from 2 exons. NCBI's taxonomy places the organism in Eukaryota, Metazoa, Arthropoda, Insecta, Diptera, Tephritidae.
AUGGCUAAACUGAAAUUAAUGAAUUGCCGUACACUCUUGAUUUUCUACUUAUAUUUGCUAACAGCAAAUGUUUCGGCAGCGAAUCAAACAUUAAAAAAAGAUUUGCACGAUGAUAAGGUAAUCGUGGAUGAAGUAAGCAAAGCGCCCGAAAAUGUAGUGCCUAUUGUUGUCACCGAUAAGUACAUUAAAGAAUCGGCUGAAGUGCAUAAACAAAUAACAGCAACAAUAAAUAAUGAUGAUCAAAGCGCUAAGGUUGCGGAAGAACACAAAGUGCCGCCUGAACCACAGGUUGAGCAAGAAAAAUCACCUGAAGCGCAUUUUAGUCACGUAGUUGAAGAAACGAAAUUCAAAACAAAAGAUGUAAAUCUCGAUUAUGAGGAUGAUGAUUUGCCCGCAUCAUAUCUAACCGGAUUCUAUAUAUUCCUUGGGCUUAGUUUGUGUGCGAUGCUCUUUAUUGUGGCAAAAGUUUAUCGAUUACGUCUAUCGAGAGCUGAACGCAGGUACGGUGUACAAGGUGACCGCAGUACACAGGAGUUAGUACCUUUACCCGUUUCCAUUGAAGAUGAUAAUAGUGAGGACGAGGAUCAUACUUUAUUCGAAGUGAAUCGCCCACAAAUUCGAAUCUUAUGA